This is a messenger RNA of Gaeumannomyces tritici R3-111a-1, 1047 nucleotides long. RefSeq lists its product as hypothetical. The transcript has a single exon. The record is from RefSeq and is a predicted model, not a curated record. Gene Ontology annotation, biological process: nucleoside metabolic process. The coding region runs from base 1 to 1047 and encodes 348 amino acids. Lineage: Eukaryota; Fungi; Ascomycota; Sordariomycetes; Magnaporthales; Magnaporthaceae. Gene Ontology annotation, molecular function: catalytic activity.
AUGACCAAAUACGAAGAAUACACGAUCGGGAUCGUGUGCGCCGCUGGGUUUGAGAUGAGCGCCGUCCGCUACAUGCUAGACCGUGAACACACCCGUCCAUCCACUCACCCGGGAGAUCCAAACAGAUACGUGCUCGGCGAGCUCAGCGGCCACAACGUCGUGGUUGCCUGCCUCCCAGGCACGCAGGGGAAGGGCGCCGCAGUCAUCGUCGCCACCAAUAUGGAUCGGACAUUUCCGUGCCUCGGCCUGCGUCUCCUCGUGGGAAUUGGCAGCGGCGUGCCCAGCACCAAGCACGAUAUCCGCCUGGGUGAUGUGGUCGUCAGCAUGCCCGAGGGCACAUACGGCGGCGUGGUGCAGUACGAUCCAGGGAAGGAUACAGAAAGCGGAUUUGUUCUCAAGGGCUUCCUGCAGCCGCUGCCGUCCAUCUUGAGAGCUGCGGUCGAGGAGAUGCGGUCGGACCACCUUCUCGAGCCAACCCAGAUCGAUACAGCCGUCUCCACGAUGGUGCAGAAGGGCCCUGACCUUGCCAUAUACAGUCGCCCAUCGGCCGCACUCGACAGACUAUUCAAGCCAGAAUAUUCGCAUCCGCCACAACAACCCGACUGUAGCCAGUGCGACGCUGCGUCGCAAGUCAGCAGGACGCCGCGUGCGGCCGAGUCUGCAAUGAUUCACUAUGGGCUGAUCGCAUCGGGCGAUCGCAUGGUGAAAAGUGCUGCGAGCAGGGACGCCUUCGGUCGCGCGGUGGGCGACAUACUCUGCUUCGAAAUGGAGGCGGCGGGCGUCAUGAGCGAGUUCCCGUGCCUUGUUAUCCGUGGCGUGUCCUCCUACGCAGACUCCCACAAGAACGACGCCUGGAAUCAUUACGCUGCUGCUGCGGCUGCAGGGUGUGCCAAAGAACUUCUUUCACAUGUGGGUGCGAAUCCCACGAAGAAGUCAUGGGCGGUGCCUAUGUUUGGGCGCCGCGUAGAGCUAGAGGGACCUGGCUGGCAGGGAUUUAGCGGGAUUUACCGCUCAGGUAGUGGAGUUUUUCUAUCGAACGUGACCUGA